AUGAGCAGCUUCUUUGGUACUUCUAGCCCAGGCUCCGGCUCCAAUGCCAAUGGAUCAUCCUCGAACAGCGGCAGUGGCGGUGGCGGCGGAGGCAGUGGCGGUGGUGGCUGGGGUAGUUUUCUUAAGCAAGGAUUGUCGUCAAUAGAGUCCAAAAUCGACAUGGUCCUCGACAUCCAAGUCCCCAUCCCUGGUGGAGCCACGGGUACCUUGACGUCGUUUUCGCCUCACGCCAAUAUCUUGCCGUCAAGCAUCACUGGUGCCCCUACAACCAAGGACACACCUCCGAAACGACAGGCUUCACCUCUGACCUCAUCGACAGCAGCCCAAGGCGACUCACGGAACUCUCAGGAAGUGAACAGCGACGACGAACGUGGCAAGAAAUCAACGGCUCGUAGAAAAACCAGCACGCAGGACUUGCGAAAAUCUGUGGUUGGUGCAAAGGCUUUGCAGGAUGAUUCUAGCAGGCGGAGCAGUAGUCAGAGUGAAGAUAUGGUCACGGUUGAUCCCUUUACAGGCAUGGUGACGACGGCCCCUGGUGUCAAGCGCAUGUCGACGCCUCCCGUCAGUUCAGGAAUGAGUUCAAGUGCCGCAGCUGCAGCUGCAGCCAACAGGGAACGUCUGGAGCAGCGGAUGAGAGGUAUCUUCAAGAAGCCGACGGACUCUCCUCCGACAACUCCUCCGCCCUCAAAGAGAGCCUCGCCUUCGCCUUCGGCCAGGAAAUCGGAUUCCACAGACCUUGACCGCAAAGACGACGACUCGACACAGCAGGACGAUGUGGAGAAAACAGAGAGCAAAGUCACCCCAGCCAAAGUCGAAAAGCCUGCACAGGAAGGCGAUGCAGAAAACUCGUCAGCGACCCAUGAGGACAAAUCCGAACAGGAACCAAAAACAACAGCGCCAGCAGCACCAACAGCAGACGACGCCGAAACCACUAAACCAACUAGCGCCGACAACGAUGCUGGCAACGACGCCGACAACGAUAACCUGGAGAAGGCUGCAGGCGAUGCUGUGGAUGAGCAGGAACCGGUCAAGAAGUCACCUGACUCUGUGGUGACAAAGGACGAUGCAGAUGUCGAUCCUACGCCAGAGGCAGAGGUCAAGACUUCCACGGAGAGCAUCAAGGCACCCAAGCCCGAAACUACCACUGAGAGUUCGAAUGACCAACCUCACACAAUUGAGGACGUGGAGCUACCAGGAACGCCAAAGCAGGAGGACACGCAGGAGAACACUCAAGACGAAACCCUAGCAGAGGUAGACGUCUCAGCUACACUUUUUGAGCAAACUUCAACUCACACCUCCUCUGAGGAUGAUAUCGCCAUCCCCAUCUCAAACGAUCGACCUGAUACCCCGCUCAGUACUACUGAGUCUGACCAAGCAAUAACGGACGCUGUCAAGAUUGAACCAAUCACAACCCCAUCGCCCACCAAAGACACUGAUCAAACCGAAGCAGAAACAAAAAACGUUCCCUCCCCUGCCGACGUAAACCCUCUCAAGAGGGUCCUGGACCAACGUGAGGAGCAGCUUUUCAAGGUCAUGCAAGAACAAUCGACACUCAUUGAGAAGCUUCGCGACCUGGAAGAUGCCAAGGCUGCAGAGGAUGCCCGGAAUGCGGUCAAGCUUGCUGGACUAGAGAAGAUGAUCGAGACGCAGAAGAAGGAGCUGGAGGUGGCCAGAGGGUCCAACCUUGUCAGCCAGCCAAAGUCGAUCCAGAAGACCUUGGAGGAGCAGCGUGGACUCUUGGAGGAGAAGGACGAGCAGAUUCGAGGAUUACUGGCAGAAGGCGAGGUCCUUUCCAAGAAGGAGUUCAAGCAUCUGACGACCAUCAAGACGUUGCGGAUGAAAACUAUCGAAAUGGAGAAGAUUCAGAUGGACACCCAGAAAAAGAUGGACAAGGUCGUCACAGAAUGCACUGAGGCUCAGUCCAAGGUGACCAGGCUAACCGACGAGAACAAGCAACUCCAAGAAUCGGUCAGGUCGUUGCACGACAUCAAUCAGCGCCAGAACAAGCAGGCGACAAAAGUCGAGGCUGAAUUGAUUCAACUCCGAGAGGACAAGGCAAACCUUCAGAUGGGACUGGACCGUGCUUGGCAGGAACUAGCCGAGGCCCGCAAGGCAUCGGCAGAGUUGUCUAGUCAGACACACGCGGCCGCAUUGGAGCGGGAGAUGAAGAUGAACGAAGACUUGCACGAACAGCUGGAUUCUCUCAAAGCCCAACAUGCAGCCGUUGAGUCGAAUUUUCGCCAGGAUAUCCAAGAGCUUCGCGUGUCGUUGUCCAACCGCGAGGAGCUCGCAGGCGAGAAGGAGGAUCAGCUCUACAUGGAAAUCAGGAGCCUGCAGGUACGUCUGGAGCAGAAGGAUCACGAUUCUUAUGAGCUCCAGGAGACCUUAGAUGAAGCCCGUCGACCCCUUCUCCAUCAGAUUGAAAUUCUCCAAAACCAACAAGGAGUGGCAAACAGGAACUGGGACAAGGUCGAGAAGAGCUUGGCACGACGCAUUUCUGAGGCUGAGGAGAACACUACGAAGGCACAGGAGCGUGAACGAGCAGCUCGCGAUAGGCUUGACGAAGUGAAAUCGCAAAUCAACGCUCUGGAAGCACGCUUGGAGACGUUGAGGAUCGCAGACACACAGCUGCGGUCUGAUAUGAACACCAACAAGCGAGCCUUGGCAGAGAAGGAGGAUGCAGCACGUCAGGCACAAGCAGAGUUGAGUCGCGAGCGUCUGAACCGUGAGCGGGCUGUUGAGGAAGCCAAGGAGGAUGUCGAGCGGAAAUGGCACCAGCAACAGCAUGCCGAGGUCGAGAAGCUCAAGGCUCAGAUCCAGCAGCUUCAACAACAGCGCCCUAAUACUCACUCUGGCGGCGACGGCGAUUUGCUGAGCGCUACAUCGGAUUCUAUUCAUGCUCGGAGACCUUCGUCUUCGUCGGUUGUAUCUGUCAAUUCUCCAAUGUUAGGUGGAGGAGGUGCAAUGGCGGCCAAGAUGGCUGGUGCUCUGGGCAGGACCAGUUUUGAGUCAAUAACUAGUCCCACUAGCCUGGAUGGUAUGGCACCUUCGUUGUCUCGCAGUAGUUCGUCACAUACCAUGGCGGGUAUCGGUGCAGGACCAGGAACGCCUACGAUGGGACUCAUGGGACUUGGUGGCGGUGGUGGCAGCAGUGCUGGACAGGCCGUUGCUAUGGAACGACUGAACGCGAUGGUCCGUCAACUUGAGGGUCAAGUCACCUUCUUGGCUGAACAAGUUCGCUCCGCCAAUAGGAACAAAGAUGAACUGUCGGACGAGCUGGUCAAGGUAACGAUGGAGCUGGAGGAGCUUCAGGGCGCAGCGUCCAAGGUACCAAGUCUGGAACAGGAGUUGACAUUGCUGAAGGAUCGCCAUAGAGCAGCACUGGAGAUGCUGGGCGAGAAGACGGAGGAGGUGCAAGAGCUGAGAGCGGAUAUCCUUGAUGUGAAGGAGGCCUACCGCGACCAGAUCAAUGAACUACUCGCGCAACUGGAGAAAUUGAGAAAGGCCAAUGCUGCUCAUUAG
This is a messenger RNA of Linnemannia hyalina, 3522 nucleotides long. The record is from the annotation of a GenBank genome assembly. NCBI's taxonomy places the organism in Eukaryota, Fungi, Mortierellomycota, Mortierellomycetes, Mortierellales, Mortierellaceae.